CACGGAACGCUCGCCUACGCGUCGCCUACGUGACACGCCACGCACACAUCACUCACUCGAACCCCAAAGGCCGGCGGCCGCGAAGCUUGGGCGCUGCAGCAGACCCGUUGUGCGAGCUUGCAAGCUCUUUUGGGCAGCCUGUGCCACUAUCAGUGGACGGGCAGCGCCACACGCACCGCCGGCGCAGCCCCGGUGGAGCAAUCGCCCUGCUGCGGACCGAUUUUCUGCCUGGAGCUACACCUACGAGCUUGUACACACCAUAACAAAAUGGUCAUCAUGCGCCCGCCGCACCGGCGGGCCCCCAAGCCUCCUCCUGUGGCUCUGGGCGUUGCGGGCAGCCGCGUCGCACCCGUGCUGCGAUCGCCAGACGUCGAAAACCUGGAUCCACAACAACGCCCGAGGAAGCCGCCGCCACGCAAGCGCGACGUCGCCGAGGCCGUCGCCGGUGCGCGCGCGCGGGCGAAGAAGCAAGCAGAGCAGCGUCUGCGUGAGCGAAACAACCUGUGGCUGCACGGCCGGCGGCGGCGACGACGGAAACGCAUCGAUGCGCCCGUGGUGCCGGCGGUGGCCGAGGGACCUGCCCCGGCGCCGGCGCUCCGUGCAGCACCCGAGGCCCGCGCGCCGCCGCCGAGCCGUCGUUCGUCGCAGUCGUCGCGACUCAAGGACGCGCCAGGGAGAUCAUCGCAGUCCUCGCGCCUCAAGGACACAGCUCCGCUGCCGCUAUCCCCCCAAACGAUCAAGAAGCGCCCGUUCACGCCCAAGCCGCCGCCGCCGCCGCCGGAGACCGUGAAGAAGGAUACUGCAAUGGCGCUGCCCGGCGGCGGUACUAAUUGCGCGUACUGGGAGCGCGUCGCCGCCGAUUACGACUGCGAAAUAAUGGAUACCCUGACGGAAGACAAGGGCAAGGUGCUGAGGAAGCGCCUCCGCGACUGCUGCCGGAAAUUGCGGAAGACGAAAGGCGGUAUCCUUGCCCUAGAUGCGGGCUGCGGCGCGGGCAAGUGGCUUCCCUUCCUGGGCUCGCUCGUCGACGACCUCUUGGCCAUCGACUGCUCACAAAAACUCGUCGAGCGGGCGAAAAGAGUUUACGGCUCGCCCGGCAGGGUGACGGCGACGGGGCGGCCGCGGGCGCCUUGUCGCUUUGGAGUUGUGGACCUCACCAAGGACGAGCCGGGAGAAGUCGAACGCCACGACUUGGUGAUCUCGGCGAAUGUCCUGAUCGCACCCGACCGCGCCGUGUGCGAGGCCAUCCUCGCGGCGACGCUCAAACGCGUCGCGAACGGAGGCUAUCUGGUGCUCCUCGUGCCGUCCAACGAGUCGGCGCGAGCCGUGGCCAACGCCUACAUGCGGCAUCGCCUGCCCCAAAAGAAAAAGCUCGGCCGGUCCGACAGGCAUCGGGACUUCACGCCUCUGAACGCUCCGGAUGUAGAUUCUCAGGUGUGGAAGCGCUGGGGCGUCCGUACGCAAUGUUAUUCGCUGGCCGUGUUGCGCGGAUUGCUGAAUGUGGAGGGGUACGACGUCGAGCGCAUCCAGCGCGUCGAGCACGAUUGGGAUACCGAACUCGACAUAAAAAUACCCAAGGCCGCGCGGCCGUUCGACUGGCUCGCCGUUGUGCGACGGCGAGACUCGGACGAGAAAUAGUGUAACAAUUGUAUAUUAACAAACAACU
Messenger RNA from Pelagomonas calceolata, 1666 nucleotides. The record is from the annotation of a GenBank genome assembly. NCBI's taxonomy places the organism in Eukaryota, Pelagophyceae, Pelagomonadales, Pelagomonadaceae.